Molecule: messenger RNA, 1368 nt
Organism: Penicillium expansum
Lineage: Eukaryota; Fungi; Ascomycota; Eurotiomycetes; Eurotiales; Aspergillaceae
Product: Major facilitator superfamily domain, general substrate transporter
Exons: 2
Coding region: 1-1368 (455 amino acids)
Biological process (GO): transmembrane transport; carbohydrate transport
Cellular component (GO): membrane
Molecular function (GO): carbohydrate:proton symporter activity
Source: RefSeq, a predicted model, not a curated record
AUGGCCCCCGCUAAACUCAGAGGCAAGCCAUUGAGCCUUGUCAUCGGUCUCAUUGGCGCUGUCGGAUUCAUAUUACAGGGUUACGAUCAGGCAGUUGCCAAUGGGCUGUUGACACUGGGUUCUUUCAUCGCCGUCUUCCCUCAAAUCGAUACUGUGAAUACCACCGGUAGUGAGAAAUCUCACAACUCUACAAUUCAAGGUCUCGGUGUCGGUGGCUUCACCGCUACAAUCCCAAUGUACGUCUCCGAGUCAUCUGGAGCAGAAGCCCGAGGACGAAUGGUGCUGCUGGAGGGAUGGUUUGCAAUCGGCGGUGUUGCUUUCGCAACAUGGUUAGAAUUCGGACUCUACUAUGUCAGCGACAACUCUGUCAGUUGGCGUUUCCCUAUUGCAUUCCAGGGCCUCUUUGCCAUCAUUGUUGUGGGAUGCAUCAUGCUCCUACCCGAGUCACCUCGCUGGCUUGCACGCGUCGGCCGCCUCGAGGAGGCAGCUGAAGUGCUGGCCCGCUUGGAAGAUGUGUCUGUCAACUCCGAGCAUGUCCUACAAGAGCUGGAAAUUAUCCGACAGUCACUUGUGAUUGAUGACAACACCGAAUCGGCUGGUUCUUCUUCGCCAUUUGCUCUCACAAAGAAUCGUCACCUGCAACGUACAGUUAUCGCUGUUGGUGUGAAUAUUCUGGCGCAGAUGACCGGUGUCAACAUCAUCACUUUCUAUUCUGAUACUAUCUUCGAGUCCGACCUGGGUUACUCAGGUACAAUGUCACGAAUCAUCACCGGAUGUCUGCAAAUCUGGCAAUUUUUGGCUGCAGGCGUGGCUGUUCUACUCAUUGAUCGUAUCGGACGUCGUCCAUUGCUCAUUGCUGCCGCUGUCGGUAUGACCGUUGCCCAGGCCUGUCUGGCUGGACUGUCAAGCGACCUUGGAAACAAAUCCGCAGCUGGCGCAUCACUCUUGUUCUACUUUGUAGCGCUUUUCUGCUUCCCCGUUGGACUUUUCAUUGUCCCAUUUAUGUACGCCGCGGAGAUCGCACCGCUGCGCACUCGUGCGAAGGUUACUGCCAUGUCGGCUGCAGCAAACUGGCUCUUCAACUUCGUGUUGGCAGAGGUGAGCCCGGUCGGGUUCGCUACUAUCAAAUGGCGGUAUUACAUUGUUUAUACAUGCAUUAGUGCAUUUGCCUGUGUCUGCUUUUACUUGUUCUGCCCUGAGACAAAGGGCCGUACAUUGGAGGAGAUUGAUGAUAUCUUUGUUCAGUCGAAGUCUGUCUUCGAUACUGUUCGAAUCGCACAGGAGAUGCCUUACCAGACGGAGAUUCUAGCGCACGUUACUGAUACCGAGAAGGGUGGGCUGGAGGACACACAAGUGGAGAAUGCUUGA